Molecule: messenger RNA, 592 nt
Organism: Schizosaccharomyces octosporus yFS286
Lineage: Eukaryota; Fungi; Ascomycota; Schizosaccharomycetes; Schizosaccharomycetales; Schizosaccharomycetaceae
Exons: 1
Coding region: 86-415 (109 amino acids)
Source: RefSeq, a predicted model, not a curated record
UUUUACACAUAAAUUCAAAAUAACAAAGUAGUACAAGCAGUGAAUCUAUAAGACCUCGAAAAGAAUGUAAAAAUAAAUUAUAAAAAUGAUAUACAGUUUUCGUGGGAUCACCCAUCCGAACUGUUUCUACCAUGAAUGCCGAUCCUAUUCGAUAUACAGAAAGAUCAUAGCGAGUUUUCCAUUUUCUGAAUCCACCGUUAUGCUUCGUUUUUUUGUUCUUUCUUUUUCUUCUUCUUUUUUCGUGUGCAAGCAUAAGACUCCCAUCCACUCACUUCCUUAUCUGAUGACUCCAGUGGAAAAACCAAGUCCUAAAUCAUCAACACUAAAAAAGACCCAAGAGUUAGUUCCCUUAAUGUUGAUGAAUCCGAUCCGCAUCCUUUACGUUGCCGUCGUUCAUUCCUGUUCUUGCUCCUAGCGAUUUCGUUGUUGGGAUCUGCUUAAAAGGUCUUUGACUGUCGGCCGCACACAUUGCUCAGUUCAGAAUUAUGACAAAUUAUAGUAUACAUAAGCUUACUUUCUUUCUCAGUAGAAAUCAAUGAAAAUAUACCGUAAAUAUAUUUACUUACUUAUUUGAUAUUAAUAUAAACGCCUG